AUGGACCAGCAGAGGACCGUGCACGGAGAGGACCUAGACCCCCUGCUCAGAAGUGGCCAAUUUUUUACAGAGUAUUUGGAAGGAAGAGUUGUCGUCAGUGCAGUGCUGUUAGGUGUUUCCAUCAUACAGUCUGGGCAGAGAGACUACUUUACUCACCAGAAACUACUCACCAGAAACUACUCGCCAGACCACCGGGGAAGAGGAGUGGAGUUGAAGUCUAAAGAUUUUAUGAGAUUUGAUCAGCACAUUGGGAGUAGGACCAUUGUCAGUGCAGCUGCCCUAUCUUCCCGUGUCAUCCAAGGAGAUAAAAUCGAUGAUGUUGAGAAAGGCAAGAAGAUUUUUGUUCAGAAGUGUGCCCAGUGCCACACUGUGGAAAAGGGAGGCAAGCAUAAGACUGGACCCAAUCUCCAUGUUCUUUUUGGGCAGAAGACAGGUCAGGCCGCUGGAUUCUCCUACACAGAUGCCAACAAGAACAAAGGUAUCGCCUGGGGAGAGGAUACCCUGAUGGAAUAUUUGGAGAAUCCCAAAAAGUACAUCCCUGGAACAAAAAUGAUCUUCGCUGGAAUUAAGAAGAAGGGAGAAAGGGCAGACCUAGUAGCUUAUCUUAAAAAGGCUACCAAUGAGUAAUUCCACUGCCUUAUUUAUUACAAAACAAAUGUCUCAUGGCUUUUAAUUGUACCAUAAUUUAAUUCGUACAUCAAAAUUCAGAUCAUGAAUGGCUAACAAUA
This is a messenger RNA of Psammomys obesus (fat sand rat), 728 nucleotides long. Its product is annotated as cytochrome c-like. Gene Ontology annotation, cellular component: mitochondrial intermembrane space. Lineage: Eukaryota; Metazoa; Chordata; Mammalia; Rodentia; Muridae. The record is from RefSeq and is a predicted model, not a curated record. Bases 1 to 627 code for a protein of 208 amino acids. Gene Ontology annotation, molecular function: heme binding; electron transfer activity. Gene Ontology annotation, biological process: mitochondrial electron transport, ubiquinol to cytochrome c; mitochondrial electron transport, cytochrome c to oxygen. The transcript has 3 exons.